Messenger RNA from Diospyros lotus (date-plum), 2317 nucleotides. RefSeq names its product LRR receptor-like serine/threonine-protein kinase GSO1. The record is from RefSeq and is a predicted model, not a curated record. NCBI's taxonomy places the organism in Eukaryota, Viridiplantae, Streptophyta, Magnoliopsida, Ericales, Ebenaceae. Gene Ontology annotation, biological process: protein phosphorylation. Gene Ontology annotation, cellular component: plasma membrane. Gene Ontology annotation, molecular function: ATP binding; receptor serine/threonine kinase binding; protein kinase activity. The transcript is spliced from 4 exons. Bases 45 to 2060 code for a protein of 671 amino acids.
AAUCUUUCCCACCCAUUUCCGUCACUCUUACCUGGAGACCAAACAUGGGUUUCCUCUGUCUCAUCCUCACCGUCUCCACUCUCUUCCUCCCUCCAAUUCUCUCCGAACCCACCGCGGAGCUGGGCAUUCUCCUGGCCAUCAAAGCCUCUCUCGACCCACAAGGCCGCCGCCUAUCCUCCUGGUCGGCCGCCGGCGACCCUUGCGACGGCUCCUUCGAGGGCGUUGCCUGCGACGAGCGAGGCCGCGUGGUCAACAUCUCGCUGCAGGGCAAAGGCCUCGCCGGAGAAUUGCCGCCGGAGAUUGGCCUGCUAGAGAGACUGUCGGGAUUGUACUUGCAUUUCAAUAAGCUCCAUGGAGUGUUGCCCAAGGAAAUUGCGAAUCUCAGUCGACUCGCUGAUUUGUAUCUCAAUGUGAAUAAUCUUUCUGGGGAAAUUCUUCCCCAUUUGGGAAACAUGUCCAAUCUCCAAGUUUUGCAACUAUGUUGCAAUAAGUUGACUGGAAGCCUACCUACUGAGCUGGGUUCUCUGGAGAAGCUCAGUGUUCUUGCCUUGCAGUACAAUCAAUUAACCGGUGCAAUUCCUGCUAGUUUGGGGGAUUUGAGGAUGUUACAAAGGAUGGAUUUGAGCUUUAACCGCCUCUUUGGUUCUAUCCCAGUAAAGUUAGAUAACCUACCCAUGCUAGAAGUUCUGGACAUCCGAAACAAUACUCUAUCCGGCAGAGUCCCUAAAGCUUUAAAGAGAUUAAAGACGUUUCUAUAUGCAAACAACAUGGGCUUGUGUGGAGUUGGAUUCGCUUCUUUAGAAAGUUGCAGUGCUUCUGAUGGUCCAAAUCCCAACAGACCUGAACCAUUUGGGCCUGUCCCAAGCAGUCUUCCCAAAAGAGAUAUUCCAGUAUCAGCAAAUUGCAAGCAAGCCCCUUGUUCAAAUGAGGUGAGUAGGCCAUCAAAUGUUGUGAUAUUGGGAGCAAUUGCAGCUUUAGUUAUACUGGUAGUUACUGGGCUUCUCACAUUCAUAUGGUACCGGCGCCAAAAGCAGAAAAUUGCUAGUACAUCUGAGACUACUUCCAAUGGUCAACUUAGCACUGACCAGGCCAAAAGGGUUUACAGGAAGACUGGAUCUCCACUGAUCUCUCUUGAUUAUGCCAAUGGUUGGGACCCGUUGGAUAAAGGUUGGAGCGGAACUGGGUUGUCUCAAGAAGUUUUUGGAAGCUUUCUGUUUAAUAUAGAAGAUAUAGAGUCCGCCACUCAACACUUCUCCGAGGUAAACCUGUUGGGAAAGAGUCGUUUCUCAACCACCUAUAAGGGGAUUUUGAGGGAUCGUUCUGCUGUUGCUAUUAAGUGUAUUGCAAAGAGCAGCUGUAAGUCUGAUGAAGCCGAGUUCGUAAAGGGAUUGAAGAUCCUUAUCUCCUUGGAACAUGAAAAUCUUCUCAGAUUGAGAGGCUUUUGCUGUUCAAAGGACAGGGGAGAGUGUUUUCUCAUCUAUGAUUUUGUCCCAGACGGGAACUUGUUGCAGUUCCUUGAUUUGAAGCCUGGCAGUGGGAAAGUUCUUGAAUGGUCUCCCAGAAAAUCCAUCAUUCAUGGCAUCGCCAAAGGUAUAGGAUACCUGCAUGCAAACAAAGAAGAUAAACCUGCUAUCGUUCACCAAAAUAUAUCUGCUGAGAAGGUGCUCAUCGACCUCCACCAUAACCCAUUCCUCUCUGAUGCUGCCCUACACAACCUCCUUGCCGACGACAUCAUCUUCGCCGCUCUCAAGGAUAGCGCAGCAAUGGGAUACCUGGCCCCCGAGUACACCAGCACUGGCCGGUUCACUGAAAACAGUGAUGUGUACGCAUUUGGCGUCGUUAUGUUCCAAAUCCUUUCCGGAAGAUGCAAGAUUUCCCGGUUGACUCGUCGAGGUGCUGAUUCCUGCAAAUUCGAAGACUUCAUGGACGCGAAUCUUAAUGGAAGCUUCUCAGAAUCUGAAGCAGCUAAGCUGGGGAAGAUUGCGUUUGCUUGCACCCAUGAAUCUCCUUCCCGAAGGCCAGCCAUGGAAUUCAUAUUGCAGGAACUAAGUUCGUUCUGAAUUGUCUCAUAUUUGAAGGAGAGGAGGUAAGAGAAGGCUCCCAAAGCUCCAACUUUUUCAAGCUGCCAUUCACAUUCUUAAAUGCUUGUCAUUCUGUUGAGGGCUGAGGUUAAUUAUUCUGUUUAUGGCAGUUUGUGUACAUGAAGAUAGUUUUGCUUUGGUGAGAUUUGCCGUUUGAAGGAGUUUUUUCCUUGGAAUAAUAAUGAUCCUAUUAGAAUUUUCAUGUUGUUAAUAUUGCAGAGAUAAAAAGAGAAAAU